This is a messenger RNA of Capronia epimyces CBS 606.96, 1908 nucleotides long. Its product is annotated as mitochondrial Rho GTPase 1. Gene Ontology annotation, cellular component: mitochondrial outer membrane. Bases 1 to 1908 code for a protein of 635 amino acids. Gene Ontology annotation, biological process: regulation of mitochondrion organization; mitochondrion organization; small GTPase-mediated signal transduction. Gene Ontology annotation, molecular function: calcium ion binding; GTP binding; GTPase activity. The transcript has a single exon. Lineage: Eukaryota; Fungi; Ascomycota; Eurotiomycetes; Chaetothyriales; Herpotrichiellaceae. The record is from RefSeq and is a predicted model, not a curated record.
AUGGCCACCGUCAGAAUAUGCGUCUGCGGCGACGAGGGUUGUGGUAAGUCCAGCCUUAUCACUUCUCUAGUGAAAGAUACCUUCGUCAGCAGCAGGAUCCAAGCAGUCCUCCCUCAGAUCACCAUCCCACCGACUCUCGGGACUCCUGAAAAUGUUACCACUACCAUCGUUGAUACCUCUGCCCUCCCACAAGACCGCACCAACCUAGCCCGAGAAUUGCGCAAGUCCAAUGUGAUCCUGCUGGUCUAUUCCGACCACUACAGCUAUGAAAGAGUUGCUUUGUUUUGGUUGCCCUACUUCCGUUCCCUUGGAGUCAAUCUCCCCGUCAUCUUAUGUGCCAAUAAAUCGGAUCUGGUCACGAGCAGCACCCCUGCUCAGAUCGUGGACGAAGAGAUGCUCCCGGUCAUGUCUGAAUUCAAGGAGAUUGAUUCCUGUAUUCGAACCAGUGCUCGCAACCACUACAAUGUCAACGAAGCCUUUUUCUUGUGCCAGAAGGCUGUCACCCAUCCAAUCGCACCGUUGUUUGAUGCUAAAGAAUCUGUCCUCAAGCCAGCUGCCGUAGCUGCCUUGCUGCGUAUUUUCUAUCUCAGCGACAAAGACAAGGAUGGUCUGCUGAGUGACAAGGAGAUGGAAGAUUUUCAAAUCAAAUGCUUCGACAAGGGGUUGAGUCCGGAGGACCUACAACAUAUCAAGCACACUAUUGACAGUCACAUAUCUGGGGCUGCGUCAAGCCGAGGAAUCACGUCGCAAGGCUUUCUUCUACUCAACAAGCUCUAUGCCGAAAAAGGUCGUCACGAGACGAUAUGGGUUAUUCUCCGAACCUUCCAGUACACUGACAGCUUGUCUCUGGAAGAAUCCUUCCUCCACCCGAAGUUUGAAGUUCCAGAAUAUGCCUCUGCCGAACUCUCUCCUGCCGGAUAUCGGUUUCUUGUUGAUCUCUUCCUGACGUCCGAUCGCGAUAAUGAUGGAGGUUUGAAGGACGAGGAACUCGCAUCUCUGUUUGCGCCGACACCGGGGAUCCCACAGCUAUGGAUCGACAACAACUUCCCUUCUUGCACCGUCCGAAAUGAUGCCGGGCAUGUCACACUUCAGGGUUGGUUGGCCCAAUGGUCGAUGACUACGUUCACCUCGCCCAAGACUACUCUAGAAUACCUAGCAUAUCUCGGGUUUGAGUCUCCAGAUCGGUCGAAUCCCAGCACCACUGCUGCUUUAAAAUUAACAAAACCACGAAAACGUCGGAGACGGCCAGGACGAGUAGGCCGAAACGUCAUUUUUGCGCACGUCCUUGGUGCUCCACAUUCGGGGAAGUCAGCCUUACUCGAUACAUUCCUUGCGCGGCCCUUCAAUAGCUUAUAUCUACCGACGAUCCAGCCUCGCGUGGCUGUCAACACUGUGGAACUGCCGGGAGGCAGGCAAUGUUAUUUAAUCUUGAAAGAAUUAGGAGAGUCGGAAGCUGCCGUGCUGGACAACAAGACCAAAUUGCUGGAUCAGUGCGACGUGAUGGUCUAUACCUACGAUUCGUCGGAUCCAGACUCGUUUGCCUACAUCCCCGACAUUCGCAAAACAUAUCCUCAUCUUGAAGAUCUUCCGUCACUGUACGUUGGUUUGAAAGCAGAUCUCGACCGAACUACCCAACGAGCAGAACACCAACCUGAUGAAUAUGUGGCCCACAUCCAACGAAUGCCCCAAGGGCCUCCGAUAUCCACGAGCGUGACCUGGCCGUCGAUCCAAGAGCUCUUCGUGGCUAUUUCAGAAGCAGGCCUGGAGCCAGUAACAGCUUAUCCUCGACCACUUGAAGAGGAUGACAAUGGUCAACUCAUGAGAUAUGGUCUAGUGCUGGGGGCGGUGGUGUGUGCUGCUGCCGCAGCUGUGGUUAUAUGGAAAAGAUCAGCCAGUCCAGCUGGAUGA